GCUAAACUCUAAACCAGAAUAUUAACGUACCGAAUCGUACCGGUUUUGGUGAUGGAGGGAUCGUCCUCGUCCUCACCACUGUAUAUAUAUCUGAAGAGCUCAUGUUAGCUCAGAAAAAGCAUUCACUGUCUCUCAAAAAACAGAGCCUCUCCAAGAAAGUUUCUUCCCUUUUCUUUCUCGAAUCAUCCAUGGAUUCUAACGGAACCCACCAACAGCAUCAACAGAAUCAUCAACGUCCCACCUCAACUCCUCAGGCCAAGCACCAACGUCCAACUGUCGGGGUUCUCUCUCUGCGCAAGCCUCAACAACCGCUCAUGCUCGAGCAACGAGGAAGGAAGUACGCUCCUCCUCCUCCUGACGUCAUUGAUCUUGAUAGCGACGGAAAUGCUGACUCACCUGCUAAACGAGGCAGAGGCCGUCCUCCUGGCUCCCGUAACAAGCAGCGCAACGAGAGUUUAGAAGAAGAGGGAGGAAGAUCGAUUACAACUCAUGUCAUUAAAGUUAAUGCUGGAGAGGACAUAGCUACGAGUUUAGUGGUGUUUAUGAGUCAAGAACCACGUGAGGCCUGUAUUCUCUCAGCUUCAGGCACUGUAUCUAGUGCGGCGCUUAAAUCUAACACUUCUAUUGGAGUUGUUAACUUUGAGGGACGAUAUGAUAUCAUGAGAAUGUCAGGUAUACUCUCCAAUACUGAGAGUAAUGGUACUGUGACCAUAACUCGUAACUUGAGUGUGUCUCUGGCUGGUCGUGAUGGCAAGAUUUUUGGGGGUUGUGUUGGUCGAAUGCUUGUAGCUGGAUCACAAGUCAUGGUCAUUGUUGGAAGCUUUGUACCAGAGAGAGUGGAAGUUAGCGCAGCUUCAGCACCAGGAUUCUCUCAGUCUCAGGGACCACAAUGUCCAAGCGAGUCAUCAGAGGAAAAUGGUAGUGAAUCUCCGGUGGAUCAAGUUGAAAACUCUACGCCCCAACCACCUCACCAUCUUCACUUCUAG
Molecule: messenger RNA, 986 nt
Organism: Eruca vesicaria subsp. sativa (arugula)
Lineage: Eukaryota; Viridiplantae; Streptophyta; Magnoliopsida; Brassicales; Brassicaceae
Source: the annotation of a GenBank genome assembly